Molecule: messenger RNA, 770 nt
Organism: Porites lobata
Lineage: Eukaryota; Metazoa; Cnidaria; Anthozoa; Scleractinia; Poritidae
Source: the annotation of a GenBank genome assembly
AGAGAGGAGUUGCCACAAGAGGAGAAAUAUGAUGAGAAGACUCGUGGACCAGAACUACAGAAGAUGCCAGAAGAGGGAGAGGAGAAUGAAAAGGUUCGCGAAUCAGAAAGUGAGAAGGUGGCAGAACCACUGCCCGCAAACAAGAAACGGAUCGAGGCCAACAAACCACCGUAAAAUCCCGAAAAUAAGCCCCGGGGCUUACAUUUUUCAAAGGCCCUUUUUGAGGGGCUUAUUUUUGGAGGGGCUUAUAUUCGGAGGGGCUUAUCUAAGGAGGGAAAUUUGCGUUUCAAAAUCGAUUGGGCUAGUCUUAUAGUUGGAAGUAAAUUUACCGUUUUUGCUUUGUUUUACCUUGUAUUUGAGGGCAAUUUUCCAAGUACAAGCCCCCGGGGGCUUAUAUUUGGAGGGGCGAUUUAACGGAGGGUUUUUUGCGUUACCGGCUUGGGAGGCUUAUAUUUGGAGGGGCUUAUUUUCGGAAUUUUACGGUAUUUCCAGAGGCAAAUACUUUUUCCAGAGGCAAGGUCAUGGUCAAUUUAUCACAUUCGAAGUUAAAACGGAAAGGUCAUACCGAAGAGAAAUACGUGCCGGCCGCAAAAAUUUCACGGAAACAAAUCGAAGCUAGCUGCAGAAAAAAUAGCAUCGGCAAGAACGCAGAUGCUCUUGCGUUUAAGGAGAUCAAUAGGUCUUUGCUGAAAGUGGAUAAAAGCCAAAAAAUUGGAAAGGGAACCUUCGGGAACUGCUACAUCGCCCUAUACCGCAAUGAAUACCGCGUU